This is a messenger RNA of Theileria equi strain WA, 2001 nucleotides long. RefSeq names its product endonuclease III family member protein. Bases 1 to 2001 code for a protein of 666 amino acids. Lineage: Eukaryota; Apicomplexa; Aconoidasida; Piroplasmida; Theileriidae. The record is from RefSeq and is a predicted model, not a curated record. Gene Ontology annotation, cellular component: nucleus. Gene Ontology annotation, molecular function: DNA binding; oxidized pyrimidine nucleobase lesion DNA N-glycosylase activity; DNA-(apurinic or apyrimidinic site) endonuclease activity. Gene Ontology annotation, biological process: base-excision repair; nucleotide-excision repair; base-excision repair, AP site formation. The transcript is spliced from 4 exons.
AUGACUAACAGUGUCACUAUUGAUUUUGAUGGUUAUCCUGGUUCGUCUCACCUUGAUAGUGGUAGUGGAAAUACUUACAUUUAUGGAGACGGAUCUGUUACAAUAACUCUAGAUACAAGUCCAGUUGGACUUCCAGGAUACAAGAGUCUGACUCAUAAGCCUACUAAUAAUAGUGAUACUAUUGGCAGUAUUAAAUAUAGUGAAGAGAUUCAGACUGGAUUUCCUCCCACUCUUUCACAGUACCCGAGUGUCACAGUAUACUGUUGGGGACAGGAUUAUAGACCAUUAGUCGUAAAACUUGGUAAUGAAAGUAUUUACUAUAUCUCAGAAGGUAAAGACUAUUCUAGUAAUAAGUGGAACAGUACUUCUACUUCCUUUAGAGGGUGGAAUCUGUUAGAAAUUCUUCAUAGAGCAAAUUGUAAUAAGAACAAAUCUCAUGUUAUAAACCUUUCAGCUACUAGUGGGCCUUACAACUGUCCUAGUUGUGAUGAAGAACAGAUUAAUGUAUCACCUGUUCAAGGAUCUGGUUACAUAUGGUAUGGACAUACACUUUCUGGAAAAGAUAGUUCCAUUUCUGGAUUCAAGUAUGGUAAUCAAUAUCAGGUAGGAUUUAAAAAACUUGAAGGGUAUGAUAGAGUAAAUGUAUAUUGGUAUCCUCCUGAGGGUAAAGUGAAAAGUAAGCCACUUCUGAUUCAUCUCUCAGUUACCAGUGGCAAUCUUUGGUACAAAAGAGACAAAGAUCCUAAUAAUUGGACUGAAGUAAUAGAAGGUGAAAAACCAAUAUCUCCAUUCGGUAAUAAUCCUAAAAUUUUGGAGCUUCUUCAGAAAAUAUCUCUAACCACAAUAAAUCCUAGAGCGGUCAAUCAUGCUUCACAGGAAAACUCUGAACUAUCACCAUCCACGCCAUCUUCUGUCACUAAAUCACCAGGGACAAUUCUUAUUGUAGGAUUUCUUAGCCCUGGACUGCCUCGUGGAUCGUUAAACAUUUUAUACUCCGAAAGUAAAGCGGUUUCUGAUCAACCAGCCUCUACACAAGACUUGGAGGUACUGGAAGAUAGUGCGACGGUAAAUAGUUCUGAGGAUAUAUUCCCCGAACAGAUUUUGGAAAGUUUUCCAAAAUCAGCCCAGGAACAUCUUGAGAAUCUCUUGAAUUUCAAGGUUAAUUUGGAAUCAAUGGUUCCAGGAAAAAGACGUAAAACUGCCGUAGAACCUCAGAAAACUGAGGCAAAAUCUACCAAACCAGCUCGCAGAACUCCAUUCAAGCUCGAAUAUGACACGAAAACCGAGCCCUUUAGACAUGUUGAAGAGGGGGAAUGCAAGAUUCCAAACUUUGCCAAUGUAUGGAAUGCAAUUGUCGACAUGAGACAAAAGAAGGAUGCACCUGUCGAUACAAUGGGAGCGCACUGUUUGGCUGAUUCCCCGGAUCCAGCGACUUACGAGUUCCAAACUCUUGUAGCCUGCAUGUUAUCAAGUCAGACAAAAGACCAGGUGACUGCACAAACCAUGGAUGUUUUGAAGAAGCGUGGAUUAACGCUCGACAGUAUAAUGGAAAUAUCGGAGGAGGAAUUGGAUACACUCAUCUCACGUGUAGGAUUCCACAAUACAAAGGCAAAAAAUAUUAAAAAGACAGCCACAAUUAUACACGAAAAGUUUGGAGGCAGAGUUCCAGACACCAUGGAGGAGUUGGUCUCCCUACCAGGGGUUGGACCCAAAAUGGCCAAUUUGGUUAUUCAACUAGCCUUCAAGAGAAUCGAUGGUAUUUCUGUAGAUUUGCACGUUCACAGAAUAUCAAAUCGACUUGGAUGGGUCAAGACAAAGACACCGGAUGAAACUAGGUUACAACUUCAAGAGCUCAUUCCACAAAAACUAUGGGCAGAAGUAAACCACCUACUCGUAGGCUUUGGACAAACCAUUUGCACAGCAGCCGGACCAGGAUGUGCAACAUGUGGAGCAAAUAAAUGGUGUCCAACGGGCAUUGCCAAUCUAAAGCGUGGAGUUUGA